AAAAAGGCAAUCUUGUAUAACGUUGCCCUGUAGCGAAGGACAUAAAUCGAGAAUGAUGGAAAAUGGAGAUCUAGAAAGGGGCCCUGCAGCGAAGGACAGAAAUCGGAGCUAUUAUGGCGGCGGCAGUGGCGGCGGUGGAGGAGGAGGAUAUGUGAUGGCGUAUUCUGACAGUCAGUGGACUUCAUGGCUGGUGCCGAUGAUUAUUGUGGCUAAUGUUGUCAUGUUUGUAGUGAUCAUGUUUGUCAACGAUUGUCCGAGAAAUCACAGUGGGCUUCGAGGCGAUUGUGCGGCCAGGUUUUUGGGGAGGCUCGCUUUUCAGCCCCUCAGAGAAAACCCUCUCUUCGGCCCUUCUUCCUCAACAUUGCAGAAGUUGGGAGCUCUCGACUGGAACAUGAUAGUCCACCAAAAUCAAGCUUGGAGGCUCAUUACCUGCAUCUGGCUGCAUGCUGGUGUUAUUCAUCUACUUGCAAACAUGCUGAGCCUGGUUUUCAUUGGUAUUCGCCUAGAACAGCAGUUUGGCUUUGUGAGAGUAGGGCCUAUUUAUCUGUUAUCGGGCAUUGGUGGGAGUGUACUCUCUUCCCUUUUCAUUCAGAAGAGUAUUUCCGUUGGAGCUUCUGGUGCUCUGUUUGGACUUCUUGGAGCAAUGUUGUCCGAGUUAUUUACAAACUGGACUAUCUAUUCAAACAAGAAUUUUCUUCAACGUGUUCUUUUUGAUGUCCAAUCGAAACCCAUCCGUUUUAUUGAGUGGGAUGGGAUGAUUGUUAAUUCCAAUACCUUUACGAGUGCUUUAUUUACGGUGGGAUUUGUGAUGCUGUUCAAGGGAGAAAAUGCGAACGAUAAAUGCAGUUGGUGCCAUUAUUUGAGCUGCGUGCCUACACCGAGAUGGAGCUGCGACAAUUGA
Messenger RNA from Striga asiatica, 901 nucleotides. NCBI's taxonomy places the organism in Eukaryota, Viridiplantae, Streptophyta, Magnoliopsida, Lamiales, Orobanchaceae. The record is from the annotation of a GenBank genome assembly.